AUGAAGAGAGCGUUUCAAGAAGAUUGUCCUAAUUUACCAAGCACAUCGGAGUCACCAGAUAGAAAAAAGUCAAAGCUUGUUAACAUAUUGUUUGUUUGUGAUGAGUGGAACUCCAGUAAGGGCGGUUUGUCUACUUUCAACAGAGAAUUUGCAAUCAAUCUUGCUAAAGCAUCAAGGGAUGACUUUGUUAUUCACUGUUUCGUCUCUCAGAGUAGUGAAUCAGACAGAGAAGAUGCUGGGAAAAAUGGCGUGAAUUUAAUAACAGCAAAAAGUGUGCCGGGAACUCAUGACCAUCUGGAAUGGCUGAGACUUGCUCCUUCGGAGCUCCCACAUCCUGAUGUUGUUAUCGGCCAUGGACGAAAGUUUGGCACCUUUGCUUAUUGCAUUGUACAAAAUACCAAGUGCAAAUGGAUACAGUUUGUGCAUGUAUUUUGCGAAGACCUUGGAAAGUACAAGCAAACUGAUACUAACACUCAAACAGAUGCAGUGGAGGAGAAUGAGAAGAAGCAUAAACAGGAAAUCAGACUUUGCGAGGCUGCAAACACCGUGGUCGCUGUUGGCUCACUAUUACAGCAAAAGUACAGCAGAUGUCUCCCAGUCACGAAAGUUCACAUUAUCACUCCUGGAAUUUUGGAUAAAUUCGUCAACCUUUCAGAUCAAAUACUUGCCAAUAUUUCACAUAGUCCUGACGAGUUCAGUGUCUUUGUCUUUGGGAGAGGAUCUUACGAAGAUCUGUCACUCAAGGGCUUUGAUAUUAUUGCCAAUGCAUUAGGUUCUCUUGGGGAGAAGUAUAAGAUGACAUUUGUUGGUUCACCUGAAGGCCAACAUAGAAAUAUAAUGGACUGGUUCCUACAAAAUACAAGAAUAACAAAGAGGCAGUUAACAGUUCGUGGUUUCUGCAAUCAAGAUGAAGUGAAAAAAAUGUUCUAUGAAGCAGACUUGGUUGCUAUGCCUUCUCGUACGGAAGGCUUUGGUCUGAUUGCUCUGGAAGCCAUUUCUGCUGAUGUCCCUGUUCUUCUUACCAGUGAAUCUGGAAUAGCUAAAGCGUUGGAGCAAGUGGACGGUGGAAAGUCUGUUAUCAUUAAAUCAGAAGAUCCGGAAGAGUGGUCUCAAAGAAUCAGAACUCUUUCCGAGAUGAAGUCGAAAGAGAGACUUAACAUGUCUAUUAAUCUCAGAGAAAGCUACAACAAGGCAUUCCCUUGGGACACCCAGUGUGAGAAUUUUAAAGAGAUCAUUUUGAGGAUGAUGAGUGACAACUGCUGUGCUGAAAGUGAUGAAGGUAAAAUAUGGUCCAUGUUAUUGGCUCUUCAUUUUCAUGAUAGAGGGUUAUUACGUAGUAUCCGGUAGAAAAGCCACAAGAUUACACUUAAAUGCAUAUUAUUUUCAUGCCCAGAAUAAGAUUCGUUUUAGAGAUUACGACUAUUUUUACAACUUGUCUCCUUUACUUUCAUUUUCAUAAUGGGAACAAAACAUGGAAGGUGCAAAGAUUUUAAAUCAGUAGAAGAUUCUACCAACCUCCCACCCAUCCCUUCCCAAACAACCCAAGAUUUUGCCCUAAAUGAGAAGUGUUAACAUUGGGUAAGGGGAGGGGUAGGCUGGUAGUUUUCCCAAAUCUUCCUUUUCUAAUAUAAGACCAUCUCUGAAAAAUAGGUAACAAUCAACCACAUCAUUGUUUUAUUGUGCGUAAAUAAUGAUCAUUGUUUUCUUUUUCCAAUUCUCCAUUUCCCAUUUUUAAAUAUGCAAUCUGUUUCUUUCUGACUUUCAUAUUCCAAAAUAAUUAUCUUCUUAGGGAAAGGUGUCUCAUCCAUUCAUGAGAAGUCUGUUCCAGUUAAUAUAGAAAACAUUUACCGUGAUUUCAAAGCCGUAAAUGAUGAUCAAGAUGUUGGUGUGUUACAUGCUGCUGCAAAACACGGAGAAAUUGAAAUCAUCGAGUUAUUGGUGUCACAAGGAUGCCUCGUAGAUUCAAGGAGCAGGGAAGGUCUAACUCCACUAAUGAUGGCAGCUAAUCAUGACGAACCAAAUGCUUUUCAGUUGUUGUUACAGAACAGUGCUGAUCCAUCGUUGAAAGACAACUAUGGGUUGAGUCCGCUCCACUAUGCUGCAAAAGGUGGUAAUACAUCCAUUAUCAAAAACCUGUUAUCACUUGGUGUUGACAUUGAUUCAAGGGGCACACAAGGUACCACUGCACUGAUGUUCGCAGCUGCUUUUGACAAGCAAAGUGCUUUUCAGCUGUUGAUAGAAAACGGUGCUGAUCCUUCUUUAAAAGCUGACAAAGAGUUGAGUCUGCUCCACUGUGCUGUCCAGGGUGGAAAUACAUCCAUUAUCAACAAGCUGUCAUCACUUGGUCUUGACAUUGAUUCUAGGAGUGGUGCUUUUAACCGCACACCACUAAUGUGUGCAGCUGCUGAUGGUAAACAAAGUGCUUUUGAAAUGCUGAUACAAAAUGGUGCAGAUAUAUCUUUGAAAGACUAUUUUCAUCAAAAUCUGCUCCACUUUGCUGCACAAGGAGGAGAUAUAACCAUUAUAAACAAGCUGUUAUCUCUUGGUCUUGACAUCAAUUCAAGAAGCUUACAAGAUGAAACGCCUCUAAUGCAUGCAGCUGCUGAUGGCAAACAAAGUGUUUUUGAGAUGUUGGUAAAGAAUAGCGCUGAUCCAUUUUUGAAAGACAACGAUGGUAGCAGUCUGCUCCACCAUGCUGCAAACGGUGGAAAUACAUCCAUUAUUGAUAAGCUGUUAUCACUUGGUCUUGAUGUUGACUCAAGGGAUUCUUAUGGCUCCUCCCCUCUAAUGCGUGCUGCUGAGUGGCCUCAACAAAGAGCUUUUCAGAUGUUGAUACAAAAGGGUGCUGAUCCUUUUUUGAAAGAUAAGGAUGGAUCAAGCCUGCUCCACUGUGCUGCAAAAGGUGGAAAUACAUCCAUUAUCAACGAGCUGUUAUCACUUGGUCUUGAAAUUGAUUCAAAAGACCUCAGUGGCAAA
Molecule: messenger RNA, 2976 nt
Organism: Porites evermanni
Lineage: Eukaryota; Metazoa; Cnidaria; Anthozoa; Scleractinia; Poritidae
Source: the annotation of a GenBank genome assembly